AUGCCUACUCCCCAAAAUGCCCAACGAGAAUGGUGCAGUCCAGAUGGAUCCUCAACCAUACAGCAGAACAUGUCCCCAACAUUCCUAGACUAUGGCGACGCGUAUUUCCAGGUACGACGGCUCGAACCCAAGACUGUGGACCAGUAUACCGAGUUACUGGAAAUAGGAAUGACGGCUUUGACGACCGACGAUGGGUCUUCUCCCGUCACUCCGAUUCCUCUCUGUCGACUCUCAUGUCUAGCUCUUGGUUAUUCGCUGACACCGGAGAGUAUCACCAAGGACAGAACAAGAGAGCCCGAAGAACUUGAAGACAUGCCUGCGACCAUUAUAUCCAAAGUCUGCGCCGCCGACCCAAUUCAACGAUAUUGCCCUGUUGCGACUAUCUCCGGAAACUCGAUCCUCUGGAUCUCACCCGACGAUGAACUUGAUGACAUUAAGGACUGGAAGACCCAAGAGCAUACCAGGAAGACAGCUAUUAUAUCUUCAGUAGUAGACGUACGUCUGCGUCAGGAGAGCGACCUCAGUGGCACAGACAAGGAUGAUGGUAGUCUGGUCCAGAUGUCGCACAAACAAACUGCCGCCUUCCGAUUACCCUUGUUCUGUUGCCGGACACCCCAAAAUGCUCAAAGGAUCCUCCGGUCGCCCUCCUCCUUGGCAUUACCGACUAUCUUGGACCACGACAGCUACCGCUGGACUGUUGACCCCCCGUUACUCCUAUUUUCUGGUUAUAUAUCUUCCAGACUCGCCAUAAGCUACCCUCGGUCCUCCCAGCGGCUCUCGCAACAGUUGUGGUUCCACCCCUGGCUGAAGCAAGAACCUCAAGGACGCCAAGGACGCUCUUAA
Molecule: messenger RNA, 843 nt
Organism: Guyanagaster necrorhizus
Lineage: Eukaryota; Fungi; Basidiomycota; Agaricomycetes; Agaricales; Physalacriaceae
Exons: 5
Coding region: 1-843 (280 amino acids)
Source: RefSeq, a predicted model, not a curated record